UUUCCCCUUCAUAAUAAUAAACUUAGUCAAACCUUUAAACCAGAUUUUUAAUUAUAGGCAGUGUUAGACAUCUAUAAAAACAUUACCAAUGGCUUCCUCAUUUUCUAAGGAUCAAUUACGAAAAGAAAUCAAUGCUAUCCUAAAAAAUGCAGAUCUCGAAAAGACCAGCGCAAAGGAAGUUCGUCUACAGUUGCAAAAUAAACUGAAAGUGGAUUUUAGCUCGCGUAAAAAGGAACUGGAUAAAUUGAUAAUGGAAGCUGUAAAUUCAAUGCAAGACUCAGAAUCAGACGAGGAUCCAUCAGAAGAAUCAGAACCAGAAGUGAAACCAGCAAAAAGAACAUCAACAACAGCCAAGAAACGAAAAGUUGAAGAAAGCGAUGAGAGUGACUAUAAACCGAAAAAGAGUACUGGUGGUGGACGAAAGAAACGUCGUGGAUCAUCAGGCGAUGAUGAUUCGGAUGAAGAUUGGAAAGAAUCAAAAAAGAAGGGGGGUGGUGGUGGUAAAAAAGGUAAAGCUACUGGAUUUACCCGUCCAUAUAAGUUAAGUCCCGAGCUUUCUGAACUAAUGGGAGAAGUGGAACUGCCAAGACAUGAAGUUGUGAAGAAAGUUUGGAAAAUUAUUAAAGAAAAGAAUCUUUAUGACCCCAAGAAUAAGCAGUAUGCCAUCUGCGACGAGCAACUCGAAAAGGUUAUCGGCGUUAAACGAUUUAGAACUUUCGGUAUGAUGAAGUACUUGAUGCCACACUUUAUAAAAUAAGUUUAAUUAUCAUAUUUUCGAAGAGAUAAAAGUGAAGAUUUAUUUUAUAUACCUUUCUUUUAAAGCUACUACCUGUCCCUUCUCCUCAAUCAAUUAAUUAACUUAACUUUAUGAAUUCAGUUUUUUGAACACCUACAUCAUCAUUAAUGUGUAGAAGGA
Chironomus riparius is the source of this 916-nucleotide messenger RNA. NCBI's taxonomy places the organism in Eukaryota, Metazoa, Arthropoda, Insecta, Diptera, Chironomidae. The record is from the annotation of a GenBank genome assembly.